This is a messenger RNA of Orbilia oligospora ATCC 24927, 327 nucleotides long. RefSeq lists its product as uncharacterized. The transcript has a single exon. The record is from RefSeq and is a predicted model, not a curated record. The coding region runs from base 1 to 327 and encodes 108 amino acids. Lineage: Eukaryota; Fungi; Ascomycota; Orbiliomycetes; Orbiliales; Orbiliaceae.
AUGAUUAUAAGUCGAAAGAUCAUUAAAUUUAUAAAGAUAGAGUGGGCUAGUCUUGUUGAGAGCGAUGAUGUCGACAUGUCCAUUGACAUCGGCAUUUCUGAGUUGUCCCUGUUGGAUUCGGCCGGGACAUUGUCACACAAGGGUGUUCAGCGAGAGAGCCUAACAGUCACGUCACACCGGGUAAGAACCGGAACACUGGCCAUGGAUUAUAUCGAUUACCUACUAGCUACUGGACGAUUCGAUUCCGGUCCGGACGUCGUCCAUGGAUCCAAAUUUAAGGCCCCUACACUAGAAGAUCUUGUUACCCAAAUACCUUCUUUCAAUUGA